This is a messenger RNA of Episyrphus balteatus (marmalade hoverfly), 2098 nucleotides long. Its product is annotated as transmembrane protein 184C. The transcript has 7 exons. Gene Ontology annotation, biological process: transport. The record is from RefSeq and is a predicted model, not a curated record. Gene Ontology annotation, molecular function: transporter activity. The coding region runs from base 231 to 1889 and encodes 552 amino acids. NCBI's taxonomy places the organism in Eukaryota, Metazoa, Arthropoda, Insecta, Diptera, Syrphidae.
AGUAAACAGAAGAAAAGAAAGCAGUUUAUCAAAAAAAAGAGAAAAAAUCCACUAAUUUUUUCAAUCAGUUGUCCCAAAAAUAAAACAAAAAAUAAAAAAGAAUUAUCAAAAAUUUAGAUAUUUUCUAAUUAUUCAUAAUCAGCAAAACGCCCACAUCACAUUUUAUUUGAAAUCCUCGCUUAAAGAAAGCAUGAAAAUUCCCAAAGAAAUAUCAAUAAAACAAAGCAAAAAUGUGUAAACUAAACUUUCGUCAUUUUUGCGAAGAAUGGCGAAUCUGGAUUCGUCCCCUGCUAAUUGUAACAUAUGUGAUAUUUGCCAUAAUCGUUGUCCCGCUGCUCAUUGUUAAUUCCGUCAAAGAUGGUUUCACGCGCAAGGAUCAGUUGAUACUUAUUGGUGGAUUGUUUGUGUUGUCUGCUGUGCCAAUCUCUAUUUGGCACAUCAUUCAACAUGUAAUUCAUUUUACGAAGCCUGUUUUACAAAAACACAUCAUUCGUAUUUUAUGGAUGGUGCCUAUUUAUGCUUUAAAUGCUUGGUUGGGUUUGCUAUUUCCUGAACACUCGAUUUAUGUUGACUCAUUACGUGAAUGUUAUGAAGCUUAUGUUAUAUACAACUUCAUGGUUUACUUGCUAAAUUACUUAAAUUUGGGAAUGGACUUGGAAGCCACAAUGGAACAUAAGCCCCAAGUGAGACACAUCUUUCCGUUGUGUUGCAUGCGUCCGUGGGAAAUGGGCAGGGAAUUUAUACACAACUGCAAGCACGGUAUUUUGCAGUAUACGGUUGUAAGGCCUAUAACAACUUUUAUAUCCGUCAUAUGUGAGCUAUGCGGGGUUUAUGGAGAAGGAACCUUUGCUGGUGACGUUGCGUUCCCUUAUAUUGUUCUCAUAAACAACAUUUCUCAGUUCGUUGCUAUGUAUUGUUUGGUUCUAUUCUACAAAGCCAAUAAGGAGGACUUAAAACCAAUGAAACCAAUUCCUAAAUUUCUUUGUAUAAAAGCCGUUGUAUUCUUUUCAUUCUUUCAAGGGGUCUUAUUAAAUAUGAUGGUGUACUAUGGAAUUUUUCAAAGAUUUAUCGGCAACGCCUCCGACAUUGGUGAAUCGACAAAUUUGGCACUCAUGUUGCAGAACUUCCUCAUUUGUAUAGAAAUGUUCAUUGCAGCUGUGGCCCAUAUUUAUAGUUUUCCCCACCAUCCGUUCCAUGUAAAUUUACCACAAUAUUGGAACAAUCCAAGUACUAAUUGGUUUAGUGCCUGUUUGUCCAUGAUCGAUAUUUCCGACAUGCAAGAAGAUGUGAGUGAGCACUUUGGCGUUGUUAGUAGCUCACUAAGUCGGCGUUUUCAAGGACGAACUGCUUAUCAACCGUUGUCACGAGGCCGUCGCUCCAGCAGUGAAUCGGACUACCUAAUGGCAGCUGGAAUAGUCAAGACAGACAGCGAUACAGGUAAUAGAAAGUCAUUUAGUAAUCCGAUGGUAACCAAAAAUCGCUAUGGAGCUACAGAUAAUCUUCUUCAAGCGCCUUCGACAUCUUCAGCAGCUCCUGAGGCCUCUUCGUCAAAGCACUCAUCGAAUUUCGCAAUUAAUAUCAAUAAGAGAGACGAAAUUAAAGAAUACUCACCACACUAUGGGGCACCCACUUCGGGUAAUUUCCUUCAAGCCCGUAAAAACGGAGGAGGGGGUGGUUCCAAUACUGACUCGAACACGACCACCCGAAACGACAGCUCCUCAAAAAGCGACUCCAUUUCAAUGGUAAACAGUGGAGGGGGUACUAUUAAAAAAUCCGAUAGCAAUAACUCUGACUGGCUGAGCACCCCCACUGACGAGAUGCUCGGCAUCGAUGUGCGAGGUGUAGAAAAAGAUCGAAUUAUGUAUAAUAUGGGUAAUCCAAAGGCUUGAAUAUUAUUCUACGCUGCUGUUUCGAGGGAUAUAUAUAACGAAUUAUUAUAAGUUAAAAGAAAAAAAACAAUAUUUAAGACUCAUAAAGAAUUUACUUUGAAUCUAAGUUGAUUUUUUUUAUACUUAGCUGAACAAAUUAUAUAAAUGUAUUUUAUGUGUAUCAAAUGUAUUAGCAUUGUUUAAUGAUCUGAAUCUUUUUAGGAAAAAUA